GGCGUCCGGGCCGAUGAGCUUGCCGCUUCCCCGUGCCCUGUAGAGGUUUCGAGACAGAGAGAGAAGCACGGGCCGGUUCCGAGCCCUCCGGACCGCUUGUGGGGAACUGAACCUGCACGCGGGGCCGGAACGUGGAACUGCGAGGCCGCGGAGAGGAAGGUGCAAUGGCGAGGAGUUUACCCUUAAUCUUCAUCCUGACCUUCACUCUGUCAGUCACAAAUCUCCUUCAUGAAGUAGAAUCAGCAACUGCUCUCCCUCAGACCACUGAGAAAAUUCCAAACUGGGAAUCUGGCAUUGAUGUUGAUUUGGCAGUUACCACCCAGCGACAUCAUCUACAGCAGCUUUUCCAUCGCUAUGGAGAAAAUAAUUCUUUGUCAGUUGAAGGGUUCAGAAAGUUACUUCAGAAUAUAGGCAUAGAUAAGAUUAAAAGAGUUCAUUUACACCAUGACCAUGAGCAUCACUCUGACCAUGAGCAUCACUCUGACCAUGAGCAUCACUCCGACCAUGAGCAUCACUCUGACCAUGAGCAUCACUCCGACCAUGAGCAUCACUCUCACCGUAAUCAUGCUGCUUCCGGUAAAAAUAAUCGGAAAGCUCUUUGCCCAGACCUUGACUCUGAUAGUUCCAGUAAAGACACUAGAAACAACCCGGGGAAAGGAUCUCGCCGAUCAGAACAUGCCAAUAGUAGAAGGAAUAUUUUAAUCAAAGAUGGUGUUGGUGCUAGUGAAGUGACCUCAACUGUAUAUAAUGCUGUCUCUGAAGGAACUCAUUUUCUGGAGACAAUAGAAACUCCAAAACCUGGAAAGCUCCCUAAAGAUGUGAGUAGUUCCACUCCACCCAGUAUUACAGAAAAGAGCCGGAUGAGCCGGCCCUCUAGAAGAAAAACAAAUGAAUCUGUGAGUGAGCCCAGAAAGGAGUUUAUGUAUUCCAGAAACACAAAUGCAAAUACUCAGGAGUGUUUCAAUGCGUCAAAGCUGCUCACAUCACAUGGCAUGGGCAUCCAGGUUCUGCUGAAUGAAAUGGAGUUCAACUAUCUCUGCCCAGCCAUCAUCAAUCAAAUUGAUGCUAGAUCGUGUCUGAUUCAUACAACGAGUGAAAAGAAAGCUGAAAUCCCUCCAAAGACCUAUUCUUUACAAAUAGCCUGGGUUGGUGGCUUUAUAGCCAUUUCCAUCAUCAGUUUCCUGUCUUUGCUGGGUGUUAUUUUAGUGCCUCUCAUGAAUCGGGUGUUUUUUAAGUUUCUCCUGAGUUUCCUUGUGGCAUUGGCUGUUGGGACAUUGAGUGGUGAUGCUUUUUUACAUCUUCUUCCACAUUCUCAUGCAAGUCACCACCAUAGUCACAGCCAUGAAGAAACAGCAAUGGAAAUGAAGAGAGGGCCACUGUUCAGUUAUCUGUCUUCUCAAAACAUAGAAGAAAGUACCUAUUUUGAUUCCACAUGGAAGGGUCUAACAGCUCUGGGAGGCUUGUAUUUAAUGUUUCUUGUUGAACAUGUACUCACAUUGAUCAAGCAAUUUAAAGAUAAGAAGAAAAAGAAUCAGAAAAAAACUGAAAAUGAUGAUGACGAGGAGAUUAAGAAGCGGUUGUCCAAGUAUGAAUCUCAACUUUCAACAAAUGAGGAGAAAGUAGACGCAGAUGAUCGGCCUGAAAGCUAUUUACGAGCAGACUCACAGGAGCACUCCCACUUUGAUUCUCAGCAGCCAGCAAUCUUGGAAGAAGAAGAGGUCAUGAUAGCCCAUGCACAUCCACAGGAAGUCUAUAAUGAAUAUGUACCCAAAGGGUGCAAGAAUAAAUGCCACUCGCAUUUCCAUGAUACACUGGGCCAGUCAGAUGAUCUCAUUCACCACCAUCAUGACUACCAUCAUAUUCUUCAUCACCACCACCACCAAAACCACCACCCCCACAGUCACAGUCAGCGCUACUCUCGGGAGGAGCUGAAAGAUGCUGGCAUUGCCACACUGGCAUGGAUGGUGAUAAUGGGCGAUGGCCUGCACAAUUUCAGCGAUGGCCUAGCAAUUGGUGACUUUGCUGUUUUACUAAAGGCUGGCAUGACUGUUAAGCAGGCUGUUCUUUAUAAUGCUUUGUCAGCCAUGCUGGCAUAUCUUGGAAUGGCAACAGGAAUUUUCAUUGGUCAUUAUGCUGAAAAUGUUUCUAUGUGGAUAUUUGCACUUACUGCUGGCUUAUUCAUGUAUGUUGCUCUGGUUGAUAUGGUACCUGAGAUGCUGCACAAUGAUGCUAGUGACCAUGGAUGUAGCCGCUGGGGAUAUUUCCUUUUACAGAAUGCUGGGAUGCUUUUGGGAUUUGGAAUAAUGUUGCUUAUUUCCAUAUUUGAACAUAAAAUUGUGUUCCGUAUAAAUUUCUAAUUAGGGUAUAAAUGGUAGAGUAGCUUAAAAAAAUGCUGUCUAUAGUUUGAAUAGGUCAUAGGGAAAUGAGAGUAGUUACUGUGAUAUUCAGCAUUUAAAGUAAGUGGAUUUUGUGAUUUUUGUAUGGAAUAUUGCCAUUUGUUAUGCUUAUAAGGUCAGUUAUGGUGGUAACCUAAAGGUACAUUUUAAUAUUUAAGUUAUUCUAUUUGGGGAAUAUAAUCUAUAUAUGCAAUUUACCGGUUUUACCAGUCUAUUGUAAACAAGAGAUUUGGCAUGAAUGUUCUGCAUAUUUCAAGAAAAAUGUCUUUAAUGUUUUUUUCUAGAACUAAUUUAACAGUAAUUCCCAUGCUGGAUUUUAGGACUCCAUAGAACUGCUCAUGUUCAGGAGUAAGAAUACUCACGAAGCCUAAGAUGCCAAUAAAGCUUGUACUGAAUUUAAGUUAAGAAAUAAGGAGGGACAAAAAAUAUGUGAGGAUUAAGAAGGCAUAAAUUUAUUUUUAAAAAAAUCACACAAGUGUUUGUAAAAUAGAAGGAAAAUUUAGAUUUAAAUUAAAAAGGCAAUAUUAGUAUAGAGCACAUGUGUAAACAUUUUUGUCAGAGUAUUAAUGUUCCCAUAAAACCAUAGUAAGCACUUUUUACUAAUUUAGUUGUACAUUUAACUUUAUAAUGGAAACAUCUAAAUAUAAUUAAUUCAAACACUAUACCACUUGACCAAGAAAUUUAAAUUUUAAAAUAUUUGUGUGGAGAUAUACUAGAUGAGUGUGAGCAAGUUUCUGUAUUGACAGAAGAUUUAGACAUCACCAAGUUAUGUAUUGCCCAAAGUUAUAAUUGGAUAGUUACCUGGUUUACCAAAUGUCAGCGUAUUAGGACUUUGAGAAAAGGACGUUAAAACCAUACUGAGUUGAUUUUGACUUCUGGAUUCAGGAAGUACUUUGGUAUCUUUCAGUGCUUCAGUGUUUUCACUAUGACAUGUUUAUAUACAGUAUAGUACUUUAGACAUCCUAGGGCUGUCUGUGGAAUUCUUUAGAUGUUACUUUUCUACAAAAUAAAAUCCCCAUGUCAUCUUGA
Molecule: messenger RNA, 3425 nt
Organism: Myotis brandtii (Brandt's bat)
Lineage: Eukaryota; Metazoa; Chordata; Mammalia; Chiroptera; Vespertilionidae
Gene: SLC39A6
Product: solute carrier family 39 (zinc transporter), member 6
Exons: 9
Coding region: 165-2357 (730 amino acids)
Biological process (GO): intracellular zinc ion homeostasis; zinc ion import across plasma membrane
Cellular component (GO): membrane
Molecular function (GO): zinc ion transmembrane transporter activity
Source: RefSeq, a predicted model, not a curated record